Molecule: messenger RNA, 1975 nt
Organism: Lycium ferocissimum
Lineage: Eukaryota; Viridiplantae; Streptophyta; Magnoliopsida; Solanales; Solanaceae
Exons: 8
Coding region: 95-1717 (540 amino acids)
Source: RefSeq, a predicted model, not a curated record
UUUAAUCAUUUUCUCGUAAUUUCCGCUUUCUCUCCAAAAACAUUCUUCAUUUUCAUUAAAACCUUCACAAAAAACUCGUGACAAUUUGCAAAAAAUGGCAACAUCCGCUUUCAAAUCCACUUCACGUAGAGGAACAACCACAAACUCCACAUCAUCCAAAGCUCCUUCUCUUAUACGAAAGCGUUCCUUAAGUGUAAGCGCUAUUUCCAGAAUCGAUAUUGAUUCAGAAUUCUCUAAUAAAUGCGAUAAUCCUCUUUUCUGUACGGAGAAUAAUGAGGUAAAAGAAAAGGAGAAUAAUUUAGGUGUUAAUAGGAGAAGUGAAGAGAGGGGAAGGACAGUUACGAGAGGCUGCUCAGGUGUUAAAAAUGGGAUUGGAAGGAGUGUUUCUAGGGUUCGAGGUCGGUCUGUUUCGAGAGGACAUUAUGGAUCUGCUUAUGAGAGUGAAAAGGAGCUACAGUCAAACACUGUCCAGAGAGUUUCAUCGAAAAAGGUAGCUAACAGUUCCAAAAAUUCCAAUUUAGUUAGAGAUGACACUGAUAGAAGCAGCCAGACCAAGAGCUUAGCAGGAGCAACGAGGCAUAGUCAAGUCACUGAAUAUUCUGAAGAUGAUUCUGCUAGUAGUCUGCAUAUUUCAAAUUGGGAAGAUGGAGUUUCAGCAUGUUCUUUGUCAGAAGCCGAAGAGAAGACCAUAAAAGCUGUUUGUGAGCAAAUGAAGGUGAGUUCUUUUCGAAGCGACCAGUGGGGUGCUGAUACUGCUACUAGCGGAAUAUAUGAGACUGUUCGUUUCGAAGUGAGGCGUGCUAUUUCUGAUAUUCAGACUGACCUUGAAGAUGCUAUCCGAAGGAACAAUGUUAAUGCUCUUACAACUGCUAAUGUUGCUGAUAUCCCACCUAACUUGGUCAACCCUGAGGCUGUUGAAUUAGUUUCAGACAUUAGAAGGGAAUAUGCCAGAAAACUUGAUGAGUCUGAAGAGCGGGCUAGAAAACUUCGAUCAGAUCUGGCUGUUGAAGAGCAUCGAGGCCAGGAGAUAAGUAGGAUUCUGAAGGAGAUACUGUCUGAUCCAAAGCCCCAACCUCCUCAGAGAUCUCGUGCAGGAAGAAAAAGAAGUAAUGAGAGGAAAAAAAUGUCAAAACGUCUUACUGAAGAAGCACUGACAUACUUCGAUGAAUGUGUAUCCAUAUCAACUUUUGAUAGCUCUGAUUUCUCAGCACCAGAAUACCCAUCUCACAGCUCUGUUGGAGCUACUACAACAACUGGUGUAACCGCUCCUGUCCUACUAGGGAGUCCAAGCGCUAUUUCUACGUCUUUCCCGAUAAUGGCCAGCCACAUUCAGCGCGUCGAUAGUCAUGAAGAUUCAAGUUUAACAGCUAACAGCUACAAUGAUGAACAUCUACCAUAUCAAGUCAAGCAAAUAGGCAGUGUUCCAGUGAGGGGAGAACAAAUCCAGUUCUCUUUUGGUCAGAAAUCACCAGAAAGCAAUCAGACUCGGGAGGACUUGAGGAGUUACCUUAAGCAUUUUGAGAAAGAUAAAAAUAAAGAUGUGUUCAACUCGGACACUACCGGAGCCUUUUAUGAUGCAAAGGGAUAUAAAUUGCAAGGUCAUACCGAAAGCUUACUUUUUGGCAGGGUAGUCUCAAGAAACAGGAUAGAUUCUGGAGGUCUGCACCUGUGCCAUGGAGGUUUUCCAAUUACGUGUUUCCCAUUUGGUUUUACAUGAGGAGGAAUCCUGUGGCCUUUUUUUCCCCAUUCUUUGAGGGUCGUGCUUUUGUUGUUACUUCUUUUGUCAAAAAUGUAUUUAGCUUUUUGAAGAGUUAAAAGUUAGUGUAGAAUAUUCAGAGAAAGAAAGAAGAAACGUUAGGCAAAAUGAUUGGCAGGUCGAAGAUCGCGAAUUGUACAUUUUUUUUUAACACCCUGCAGCUUCUGGUUGUAAAUAGGUUCAUUUGGAGCUUAUAUUUCAACGUCUUAAUUUCUUUUA